Molecule: messenger RNA, 1425 nt
Organism: Blastomyces gilchristii SLH14081
Lineage: Eukaryota; Fungi; Ascomycota; Eurotiomycetes; Onygenales; Ajellomycetaceae
Exons: 2
Coding region: 1-1425 (474 amino acids)
Source: RefSeq, a predicted model, not a curated record
AUGGCGAUUCGGACUCGCCUAUGGCCGUCUACGCCAGCGAUACUACAUUCCAGAACACACGGAAAUGGAUUAUGUCCCUUCAACUCGCGCACCACCAACGGUCAACCUCUGAGAUUCGCAGAAGUCGUUUUGCCCGAUCACGCUGGCCGAUCUUCCAAUUCCCUCCGUCGCCAUAAUGACUCCUACUACUGGAAGGCUAGCUGUGAGCACGCUUCAGAGUUGGCUCCUUUAACAAAAAGAAAUCUAACAAAGCUGACUAAACGACUGGCAAACCGAGGAAUAUAUGAACCCUCGUCUUCAACUACACCUUGGGGUACUACGGGCGAAGAAUAUAGGAGCAAAACGAUUAGAAAAGAAUUUGGUGACCCCAGACCAUACAAGCGAACCCCAUCUCCGUGCCCACCUUCCAAUGCACCGAUCUCGCGCGGCCCAGAGAAGCUGUGUCCAUUUUCAACAACUUUGACUACGCAUGAACCGCAUCAGUGUACGCUGGGGAUCGCCUGCCUUCUAGAAGUCGAUGACUUGAAUUACCACAGAUAUAUGGCGACACAGAUUGCUGCCAAGGCGAGGGAGGCAAGGCUUUCACAUGUUGUAAUUGAAUCUGGCCAGGGCUACCACAGCUUAGAAAGUCUUAAAGCUACGUCCAAAAAUUCCGCGCGACUGUUGCUAGAAAAGUGUAAAUUGCACGAUCUUCCCAGGCUCGACCCUAUGGCGGUCUUGAAGAAAAUUCAGUCCCCUGAAUUCUGGGAGACCGAAAGGCGAUAUCUUGAAAAUCCCGGCUGUCUAGCAAAACGACAGACAAGGUCUGUCACAACAAUGCCAACUAGUGCCUUCCCCCUGCCGUCACCAGAGCCUAUAACUCCAGAGAUUUCACAAUAUAUGGAGCAAACCUGGCCACCUGCUUCAAUACCACCUGUCCACAUUGGAGAGAGAGAUGUCCAUCCUAAUAACACUCUGCAUAACCCAGCGACACAAAGAAGCCAAAUGAAUGAGAAGAAAGAUGCGAUGCUUCCGGAAGCUUCCAAUCAGAUAGGGGACCAGAUGAAUGCCCACGGGAAAAGAAAACUUGUAAAGGAAGCUAGAGUCACUGGCAACUUCUCAUCAAAGCACUGUAAGACAAAUACUGUCCAAUCCGCUUCCGCAGCAGGAAAUCCAAACACUUCGACAUCGCGUGAUGGAAGCCAGUCCGAUUCUUCACACUUACCAAACCCCACAACAACCCAACGGUCUACGCGGAGGAAUAUGCAGCAAACUUCAGGUCCCUCUAACCUAUCAAGAACAACCAAAGCGAAGAGAAUGUCGCAUGAUCAGCAGCAGCCUGCGAGCUCGUGCAAACCCCCAGUCAAUAAACCCCGAGCAGAAGGGGUUCCACGAUGCCUAGAUCCCAAAUCAUGCACACCAAUCCGUUGCGAAGUGCACGGUUGA